This is a messenger RNA of Aspergillus mulundensis, 552 nucleotides long. RefSeq lists its product as uncharacterized. The transcript has 2 exons. Lineage: Eukaryota; Fungi; Ascomycota; Eurotiomycetes; Eurotiales; Aspergillaceae. The record is from RefSeq and is a predicted model, not a curated record. Bases 1 to 552 code for a protein of 183 amino acids.
AUGCAAGCCCCACCUGGACGUCAGUCUCAGACAGCUACAAUCUUCGAUCUACCACCAGAGUUGAUUGACAGAGUCGCAACUUAUUUGGACCUCGGGGAGAUCAAAAGGGCCCGUUUUCGUCUCAACAACCCCCGUUUCGCCACCCAUGUCAAGAAAUUGACGGUUACCGCUGACGGCUACAGCGGGCUCUGGUAUUACGGGGAGGGUCUAGCCUGGCGCCGCCUGAAAGUGCCCAUUUCCGCAAGUGAAACCGGGCUCUGGCACUAUGGCGAGGGUCAAGCGUCGCGCCGUUCCGAAUUGGACAACGCACAUUCUUCCCGGGUAGGACGUCUUGUCAAUGAACAGGAGUCAAUCGAACGCUGGCAAGACGUGAUUGAGAAAUUCAAGAACUGCUCUUCCUUUAGCAUCAGGGAGCCCACGAACAGGAUGCUGUUUGACCCCGAUUUAUCCGACUAUGGCUCCGGAUAUGGAUUGUGGCUUGAAAUAGACAAUGCCCGGCGUGUUCGACGCGACCUAGCAAAGCAGCAUUAUAGUAGUAGUAGUGAUAUUUAA